This is a messenger RNA of Parnassius apollo (apollo), 1461 nucleotides long. NCBI's taxonomy places the organism in Eukaryota, Metazoa, Arthropoda, Insecta, Lepidoptera, Papilionidae. The record is from the annotation of a GenBank genome assembly.
AUGGAGAUGAAUGGGACGGAACCACGUGGCGAGGAAGUGGCAAUUGCGUUAGCGUUGAACGUGGCCGUCACCGUCAUCUCCUCUAUUGGACUGCUGCUCAACGCUUACAUAUUGUUCAUUAUUGUUAUAACUAAACAGUCGGCUACAGCAUCAUCUGUGUUGUUACUACAUCUGGGAGCUGUUGGUGCUUUGGCAAGUGGUGCAGCUUUAUGCGGUGGUGGUGGAGCGUGCGCAUGUGGUGCUAUUCUUCAUGCACUUCAUCCGCUGCAGUUAUGGACUGUAUGUGGUCUGCAUGCAGAUCGUGCUGCCGCAAUUGCAGCGCCAUUGCAUUACGCCGCUAUAGUUUCAGCUCGGAAGGUCGUGAUUUGCGUCGUAGGCGGAUGGGUUGCUUCUGCAGCCCUUUUAGCACCAUUGGCAGCUGCUCAUCCACCAUUAACCUACAGCAUAGGUCUUGGGAUUUGUACGCCUGAUUGUGGAGCCGGACCAUCAGCUCUAGUAUUUUGUAUAGUUUACUCCGUGUUAACGUUAUUACUCCCAACAGCACUUGUUCUACUCUGCAGUUUAAAGAUCCUUCGAAUUGCUCGCUAUCAUCGACACAGAAUUGCAGCUGCGAUUUAUGAGGUAACGCUUUCUGCACAAGUGACAGUGACUCAUCAACGAAACCCUUUUUCCCCUCCACCUCCACCACGAAGACGUGCAUUGUCUGCCGUAUUACAACCUCUUGGUUCAUUAGCUAUAUUAUACUUUCCAUACUACUGCGUUUUGAUGUGGCCAGCCAUUGCCGUACCCCCUCAACCACUAGCAGCUUUGUCAGCAACGCUGCUUGCAGCAGCUCCUCCUGUUAAUGGCAUUUUGUAUGGUAUUCGUAGUAGAGCUCUAAGAGAUUCACUCCGGAAUUACAGAAGGAAACAAUUGACAAAAAGUGAAGUGACUCAAGAAAUUCAAGCGCGCACGCCCAGUGCAUGCGGCUCCAGAAGACCCUCACUAUCGGCAGGCUCAGGGUCCAUACGGCCACCGACUACUAGACGGUUGUCAGAUGCAGCAGCAAUGGGGUCAAGAGGUUCAGAAAGGCCAGCUCAACGAGCUACUUCAUGUAAUAUGCUGCAGGGCUCACAAGAAGAAGACUACCCCCGACCUAGAGUAUCCGCCAUACCACUGAUCCGUGCUCCUCCGCAUGUUGUUUUAGGUCGCGCUUUGGGCCUUGAAGAAGGUAUCAGUAGAGAUCGACGUCGCCGUCAAUCACCCCGUAUAACCGUAACUCGAGCAAUGUCUGACGAAAGUGAUUCGCCAACGCGUCGACCGCUUUGUCGACAACAGUCACGCUCUAGUGGGGCCUUACUGGGAGCAAUGUCUUGUUCUCGGGCACUCACGGAAAAUAUUCGACUUGACAAUCCAGCUGAUGAACAACUGUUGCUCUCUUGGCCUCAGAAUGCUCAUGUUAAUAAGCAUGAGGUUAUAUAA